AAGUUUAUUUCGACUUCUGAUGCGUUAAAGAACGUUGAGAGUUUGUAUUCGUUUCAGAAAUUUAAACUGUUUCGUGGUGUUGUUUGUUACGCCAUUGGUGCAAAUCGUUCCGGAAUAUUCUAGAGGAUUCGCGAAUUUAGAAAUUAUAACCUUUAAAUAUAAGCAGGUCCAAGUGCAAAUCGCAGUUCAUUCAGCUGUCGGUGGUUGUGCGCGCAAGUUCCUUCCGUUAACACAAUAAAUACGUGUGUUUGUUUUGACCCAUUUAACCCAGUUUUACCGCAAAUAAUAAAUUACAAAAAUGGGAAAAGAUUAUUACAAAAUCCUCGGACUGAGCAAAGGCGCGAGUGACGACGACAUUAAAAAAGCCUACAGAAAACUGGCCCUUAAAUAUCACCCUGACAAGAAUAAGACCCCCGGAGCUGAAGAAAAAUUUAAGGAAGUUGCUGAAGCCUACGAAGUCCUGUCCGACAAAAAGAAGCGCGACAUCUACGAUAGCUAUGGCGAAGAAGGUCUUAAGGGCAGCGUCCCAGGAAACUCCGGUUUUGGCAACUCCGGCUUCAGUUACACCUACCACGGAGAUCCGCGUGCGACAUUCGCUCAGUUCUUCGGCAACGCAAGCCCCUUUCAGGCGUUCUUCAGCAGCACCAACAGUAUGUUCGGCUUCCCGGACGACGAUAUGGACGUGGAUGAUCCCUUUGCGUCUCUAGGAGUGGGUCCGACUCGUUCCGGACCGGGAGGAGCCUUCCGCAGCCACUCUUUCAAUUUUCACGGUACUCCCAAUAGGAGCAAAGAUAAAGUGCAAGAUCCGCCCAUUGAACACGAUCUUUACGUUUCAUUGGAGGAUAUUACGAAAGGUUGUACUAAGAAAAUGAAAAUCAGUAGGAAGGUGCUGCAGCCGGACGGUACUGCCAAAAAAGAGGACAAAGUACUGACGAUUAAUGUGAAACCGGGGUGGAAAGCAGGAACAAAGAUUACAUUCCAGAGGGAGGGUGAUCAAGGCAGGAAUAAGAUCCCGGCGGAUAUUGUUUUUAUUAUAAGGGAUAAACCGCAUCCGUUGUUUAAAAGGGAAGGAAGCGAUAUUAGAUACAUGGCGAAAAUCUCACUUAAGCAGGCCUUGUGUGGAUGUACUAUUGAGGUUCCUACUAUGUCUUCCACCAAAAUACCUCUUCAUUACACUUCGGAAGUUAUUAAACCAAAUACUGUUAGACGUAUUCAAGGAUAUGGUCUUCCAUUACCCAAAGAACCGUCGCGUAGGGGUGAUUUAAUAGUCAAUUUUGAUAUUAAGUUCCCCGACACACUUUCGCAACCGGUGAAAGAUAUAUUAUAUGAUACUCUUCCCAAUUAACAUACUCUCUGAGAAAAAGGAGUACAUGGGUAUUGUACGUUUUAGUACAAGUGUGAAUGACAUGUUUUUGUAAUUGAAUGUAAAUAAUGCUUAUUAAAAUACAUCGUAACGAAUAAAACGCAA
Molecule: messenger RNA, 1468 nt
Organism: Zophobas morio
Lineage: Eukaryota; Metazoa; Arthropoda; Insecta; Coleoptera; Tenebrionidae
Product: dnaJ protein homolog 1-like
Exons: 2
Coding region: 299-1345 (348 amino acids)
Cellular component (GO): cytosol
Molecular function (GO): protein-folding chaperone binding
Source: RefSeq, a predicted model, not a curated record